Sorex fumeus (smoky shrew) is the source of this 1554-nucleotide messenger RNA. It is a transcript of the gene CENPI, whose product is annotated as centromere protein I. The transcript has 14 exons. Bases 1 to 1554 code for a protein of 517 amino acids. NCBI's taxonomy places the organism in Eukaryota, Metazoa, Chordata, Mammalia, Eulipotyphla, Soricidae. Gene Ontology annotation, cellular component: kinetochore. The record is from RefSeq and is a predicted model, not a curated record.
AUGUCAUUACAAAGGAAAAUUAAGACGACUCGGGCACGAGACAGGACUUCACAAUUUUGUUAUCAGAAUAAUCUCUUGACCUCUAAAGUAAAAGAAGAACAAAAUGACUCAAAGGACAUUUCAGAACAUGAACAAAGCGGAUCAGAUGAUUCUGAACAAACUGAGGAGCAAAUAGAAGAGGACUUUCAAAUAGCAGUGAAAUACUUUGAGAAAGACCCCAUGGAGAAUAAAUGGAACAGAGACAGAAUUUUGGGAAAACACUUGAAAUCUCUGGAAAAUAUGGCUCAGAAGAAUGGUUUGCCUCCAGAAGAAAUGGGCAUUCUAUUAAAUGUGGUACUCAGUGGCAAAUUUGGGACUUCCACAAAUACUCGGAUAUUUAAGUGCUUGAUUCCUGCAACCCUAAUAUCAGAAGAUUCUGUGGUUAAGGCUGUCUCCUGGCUUUGUGUUGGGAAAUGUUCUGGUAGCACCAAGGUACUUUUUUAUCGUUGGUUGGUUACAAUGUUUGACUUCAUUGAUCACAAGGAGCAAAUUAACUUGCUCUAUGGCUUCUUUUUUGCUUCAUUGCAGGAUGAUAAACUAUGCCCUUAUGUCUGCCAUUUGUUAUAUUUACUUACCAAAAAGGAGAAUGUUAAACCAUUUCGUGUGCGAAAAGUGCUUGAUCUGCAGGCCAAAAUGGGUAUGAAGCCUCAUCUCCAGGCUUUGUUGUCACUGUAUAAGUACUUUUCUCCUGCUUUGGUUUCUGUGUCUGUGCCUAUAAGGAAGAAGAUAUAUUUUAAGAAUUCAGAAAAUCUUUGGAAGACAGCUCUACUUGAUGUGAGGCAAAGGAAUCAGAGACCUUCCCCAGAACCUCUAAAUUUGUUAUUGGGUUCAUCUAAUGUCCUUCCAAAACAAAGAAAAAGGAAAUCUCACUCAUUUAUACCACAGCAAAAUUGCAGUAGCUGCAGUGAUGAAUAUGGGAAAAAAAGCAUGAGUCUUUCUAAACAUCUUGGUAGCAAAGAACCAGUUAGAAUAGAACAACUAAGAAGCUUCCCACAACUCUUACAGAACAUCCAUUGCUUAGAGCUGCCAUCUCAUAUGGGUGCAGCGCUGAAGAACUCUCUGCUUCUUCACUAUAUUAAUUGUGCCAGAGAUGAGUCAAUCUUACUGAGGUUCUAUUAUUGGUUGAGUCAAACACUGCAAGAAGCAUGUCUUUCGUACAAGGUGAAUAAUUAUGGAAAUGAAAAAGAGUUUACCGACUUCCUGGACACUAUCCUCAAGGCAGAAUGCUUCCUUCAAGAAGGGUUUUGUUCUUGUGAAACUUUCCUGUAUAAGAACCUGCCUCUCUGGGAUGGUCUCUAUUGUCAAUCACAGUUCCUUCAACUUAUAAGCUGGACUCCUUUCAGUAACUUCUCUGAGCUGAAACCACUUAUUUUUGACCAUCUAGCACAGAUCUUCUUUACAUCAUCCAUUUGUGUCAAGUGUAGUAUUCUUCAAAGUCUGAAAGAGCUACUACAGAAUUGGCUGUUAUGGCUUUCUAUGGACAUCCACACGAAACUUACGAGCAGUCCUCUGUGA